AUGACUUCCAUCACACCAAAGAUCAUCGACGACAAAAGCCCCCUCUGCAUUCCGUUCAUCACGGGACUGUUGGAGAAGCGGUCGUCGCAAGAUGGAGAUCGACCAUUCAUGAUCGGCCUCAACGGCGUCCAGGGCGUCGGCAAAACGACACUUGUCAAAGCACUGGCCGAGAUGCUCACCAAGCUCGGUUACAGUACGCUCGUCUUCAGUAUCGACGACCUGUAUCUUAAGCACGAGGAUCAGGUCGCCCUCGCCCAAUCUCAUCCCGAUAACUUCCUGGUGCAACAAAGGGGCGAGCCCGGGACCCACGACAUGCAGCUCGCCCGGGCUUUCUUCGAUAGCAUCACCGGGGGGAAGCCCACCAAAGUGCCAUCAUACGACAAGGCAGCCUUUUCCGGCCAAGGAGACCGUCUCCCCGAGAGCCAAUGGACCGAGGUGAACAGCCCAGGCCAGCCAAAGGUCCAGGUCGUCAUAUUCGAGGGUUGGUGUGUAGGGUUCCGUGCUCUGCCGGAUCCCGAAGUGGAGGCCAAGUGGAAAGGCCAUAGCAGGACACUCCAGCAGCAUAAGCUGGAGCACUUACUGCUAGUGAAUGAGAGGCUCAAAGAGUAUGACACCAUGACUGACCUCUUGGACGUUUUCAUUCACAUCGAUGCCGAGGACACCCAAUACGUUUACGACUGGCGCUUGCAACAAGAGACCGCACUUCGACAAGAAAGGGGCACCGGCAUGACGGACGAGCAAGUCAUCAAGUUCGUCGACGGUUAUUACCCUGCUUACGAGCUUUUUCCAGACAAUGUCAGGAGAGGAGUUCUGCCAAACAGGCCCGGUCACCAGAUGAGGCUGGUGGUUGGCAAAGACAGAAGAGUAAAAGAACAUUUUAUUUUGUAA
Messenger RNA from Colletotrichum higginsianum IMI 349063, 888 nucleotides. Its product is annotated as D-glycerate 3-kinase. Lineage: Eukaryota; Fungi; Ascomycota; Sordariomycetes; Glomerellales; Glomerellaceae. Gene Ontology annotation, cellular component: cytoplasm. The transcript has a single exon. The record is from RefSeq and is a predicted model, not a curated record. Bases 1 to 888 code for a protein of 295 amino acids.